This is a messenger RNA of Pneumocystis jirovecii RU7, 5010 nucleotides long. RefSeq names its product clathrin heavy chain. Gene Ontology annotation, cellular component: clathrin coat of coated pit; clathrin complex; actin cortical patch. Bases 1 to 5010 code for a protein of 1669 amino acids. The transcript is spliced from 15 exons. Gene Ontology annotation, molecular function: structural molecule activity; clathrin light chain binding. The record is from RefSeq and is a predicted model, not a curated record. Gene Ontology annotation, biological process: Golgi to endosome transport; intracellular protein transport; receptor-mediated endocytosis. NCBI's taxonomy places the organism in Eukaryota, Fungi, Ascomycota, Pneumocystomycetes, Pneumocystales, Pneumocystaceae.
AUGAGCGGUCUUCCUAUACGUUUUCAAGAACAUUUCCAGCUAACAACAUUUGGUAUUCAAAAAUCGUCAAUUGGGUUUGCUACUUUAACAUUACAGAGUGAAAAAGGAAUAUGUGUUUGUGAAUCAGUGGAUGGACGACGGGAAGUUGUUAUUAUUGAUCUAGCAAAUCCAUCGGCACUAAUACGGCGACCGAUUAGUGCAGAAGCAGCUAUUCUUCAUCCAUCACAGCAUAUUAUUGCACUACGUUCAGAGAAGCAGUUGCAGGUUUUUCAUCUUGAGUUGAAAACAAAGUUAAAAGCACACAUUAUGGACGAAGAUGUGCAAUUUUGGCGAUGGAUUAAUGAUCAGGCGAUUGGGCUAGUAACGGAUACGGCUGUGUAUCACUGGCCAUUGCAGUCGGAGAUGCAGCCGGUAAAAGUGUUUGAACGACAUGCAUCAAUGGCAGAUACACAAAUUAUUAAUUAUCAUGUAAAUAAAGAGGAAAAGUGGUCAUUAUUGGUGGGAAUUGCAUCAAGAGAAGGACGUGUAGUAGGAAGCAUGCAAUUAUAUUCAAAGGAACGAAAUAUUAGUCAAUCUAUUGAAGGACAUGCAGCAGCGUUUGCUACUCUUAAAACAAACGAAGGGUCGUACGAAUAUAAGCUUUUUGUAUUUGCAGUGAGGACAGGGACAGCUGCAAAGCUUCAUAUUGUUGAGAUUGACCACCAAGCGGGCAAUCCAGCAUUUCCGAAAAAAAACGUUGAUAUUUUCUUCCCUCCAGAGGCAGUAAAUGAUUUCCCAGUAGCAAUACAGAUAUCGAAGAAGUAUUCUGUUAUUUAUCUUAUUACAAAGUAUGGGUUUAUUCAUAUAUAUGAUCUUGAGACUGGAGUAUGUAUUUUUAUGAAUAGGAUAUCGAGUGAUACAAUUUUUGUUACAACAGAAUAUGAGAAUGGUAAUAGUAUUUUAGGUGUUAAUCGUAAAGGACAGGUUUUGAGUGUUUCCAUUGAUGAAUCAAAUAUUAUUUUUUAUAUUUUAAAUAAUUUGAAUGAUAUAUCUUUAGCUAUUAAGAUUGCUAGCCGUGCUUCCUUACCAGGAGCCCAAGAUCUUUAUAAGCAACAGUUUGAUACCCUUUUUGCAAUGGGAAAUUAUCAAGAAGCCGCAAAAAUUGCUGCUAAUUCUCCAAUGGGAGUUUUACGAACACCUCAUACCAUUGAACAGUUUAAACAAGUUUCUGUAGAAUCAGGACAACUUCCACCAAUUUUGCAUUAUUUCGGAAUUCUUUUGGAUAAAGGAACACUUAAUACGUAUGAAACAUUAGAACUAGUUAAACCAGUUCUUGCACAGAACCGUGAAAAUUUACUCGAAAAAUGGAUUCAAGAGGAUAAAUUGGAAUAUUCCGAAGCAUUAGGAGAUAUCGUGCGGCCAUAUAACCCAAAAAUAGCUUUAAAUAUUUAUGUUAAAGGAAAUGUUCCCCAAAAAGUAGUUCAAUGUCUUAUAGAAACUGGGCAGUUUGAAAAAAUUAUUUCAUAUAUUAAUAAAGUUGGAUAUUGUCCUGACUAUGGGGAUUUAUUUCAACAAAUAAUUAGAAUAAAUGUUGAAAAAGGAGUAGAAUUUGCUACUCAAAUAGCAAAUUCUAAAAAUAUUACUCUAACUGAUAUUGAGAAAAUAACAGAUAUAUUUUUAUCUCGAAAUAUGAUCCAGCAAACUACAGCAUUUUUGUUAGAUGCUUUAAAAGACAAUAGACCUGAACAUGGACAUUUACAAACCCGCCUUUUGGAAACUAAUCUUUUAAACGCACCUCAAGUUGCAGAUGCUAUUCUUGGUAAUGAAAUGUUUUCAUACUAUGAUAAAUCAAUGAUUGCGUCUCUUUGUGAAAAAUCUGGACUUUAUCAACGGGCAUUAGAGCAUUAUAGUCAAAUAGAUGAUAUUAAAAGAGUGAUAGUACAUGUUCAAGCUAUGAACCCAGAAUGGUUUAUGAAUUAUUUUAAAAAUCUUGAUUCUGAAAUAUCCUUUGAAUGCUUUAAAGAAUUGUUUAAAGUUAAACAAAAUUUUCAAAUUGUUCUUCAGAUUGCCAUCAAAUAUUCAGAAAAGCUUGGAGAAUCUCGUAUAAUUGAUCUUUUUGAGCAGUUUAAUUUUGAAGAAGGGUUAUAUUAUUAUCUUGGAAGUAUAAUAAAUACGACUGAUUCUUCUGAUGCUGUUUUUAAAUAUAUACAAGCAGCGUGUCGUAUUGGUCAAUUGAAAGAAGUUGAGCGGAUUUGUCGUGAAAAUAAUUAUCUAAAUCCUGAAAAAGUAAAAAACUUUCUUAAAGAAGAAAAGCUUUCUGAUCAACUUCCUUUUAUUAUUAUUUGUGAUAGAUUUGAUUUCAUUUACGAUCUUGUUCUUUUUCUAUAUCAAAAUCAUCAUUUCAAAUCUAUUGAGACCUAUGUUCAAAAGGUAAAUCCGUCACGUACACCAGCUGUCAUCGGUGUAUUACUUGAUCUUGAUUGUGAGGAACAAUUUAUUAAAAGUCUUUUAUCUACUGUGUUAGAUCAAAUAUCUAUAGAUGAGCUUAUAGAAGAAGUAGAAAAACGAAAUAGGUUGAAAUUGCUACUUCCAUUUUUAGAAUCUAUUUUUGAGAAAGGUAAUCAAAAUCCGUCAAUAUUUAAUGUUCUUGCGAAAAUUUAUAUUGAUAAUAAUAAUGAUCCUAAUAAGUUUCUUCAAGAAAAUGAUUUUUAUGAUACUCUUGUUAUUGGGAAGUAUUGCGAAAAAAGAGAUCCAUAUUUAGCUUUUAUUGCUUAUCAAAAAGGUCAAAACGAUUAUGAAUUAAUUCAUAUAACGUCUGAAAAUUCUAUGUUUAAAGAACAAGCAAGAUAUUUACUUCGAAGAAAAAAUGAAACAUUAUGGAAUUAUGUUUUAAGAAAAGAUAAUAUUUAUAGGCGGUUUCUUGUAGAUCAAGUUAUUUCUAUCGCUGUACCUGAGUCAAACAGUCCUGAAGAAGUUUCUGUUGUUGUUAAAUCAUUCAUGAAUGCUGAAUUAUCUUCAGAAUUAAUUGAGCUCCUUGAAAAGAUAGUUUUGGAGCCUACAGUAUUUAGUGAUAAUCAAAAUCUUCAAAAUUUACUUAUCCUUACAGCUAUUAAAGUAGAUAAAACUCGUGUUAUGGAUUAUAUAAAUAAGCUUAAAAAUUACGAUGUUAAAGAUAUUGCAGCAAUUGUAUUAGAAAAUUGUUUAUAUGAAGAAGGUUUUGAGAUUUAUAAAAGACAUAAUAAGCACAUUGAAGCAUUAAAUGUUCUUAUUGAACAUAUUGUCAGUAUUGACAGGGCAGCUGAAUAUGUAGAAAGCGUAGAUACACCAGAAUUAUGGAGUAGGCUUGCAAAAGGCCAAUUAGAUGGAUGUCGUAUCAGGGAUUCUAUUAAUUCAUAUAUUAGAAUAUCUGAUCCUAAUAACUAUCGUGAGGUUAUAGAAGUUUCUUCAAAAGCGAAUAAAUAUUCCGAUUUAAUUCGAUACUUAGAAAUGGCUCGUCAAACUAUUAGAGAAACAACUAUUGACAGCGAGUUACUUUUUGCUUAUGCUUAUACAAAUCGUAUUCAUGCAGUAGAAUCUAUGUUACAAGGACCUAAUAUUGCUGAUGUUUUAAGUGUUGGAAAUCGAUGCUAUGAGCAGAAAUAUUAUCAAGCUGCAAAGCUUAUGUUUACUAGCAUUUCAAAUUGGGCAAAAUUAGCUUCAACAUUAGUAUAUUUAAAUGAGUAUCAAAGUGCUAUAGAUUGUGCUAGAAAAGCCAAUAGUAUAAAAGUAUGGAAGCAAGUUAACGAUGCAUGUAUUGAACAAAAAGAAUUUAGACUUGCACAAAUAUGUGGUUUGAAUUUGAUUGUUCAUACUGAUGAAAUACAUGAUGUUAUUGCUAAAUAUGAAUGCAAUGGAUAUUUUGAUGAACUUAUUUCACUUUUGGAAGUUGGAUUGAGUUUAGAAAGAGCUACAAGAAGCUUAUUUACUGAGUUGGCAAUUCUUUAUGUAAAAUAUCGUCCAGAUUCUGUUAUGGAGCACUUAAAGUUAUUUUGGAGUCGCCUUCAUAUUCCGAAAGUUGUAAAGGUCUGUGAAGAAGCUCACCUUUGGUCUGAGACUGCAUUCCUUUUUAUACAUUAUGAUGAAUAUGAUAAUGCUGCUCUUAUUAUGAUAGAGUAUUCACAAGCAUGGGAUCACAAUUCAUUUAAAGAUGUUUUGAUAAAAGUCUCUAAUACUGAAAUAAUUUAUAAAGCUUUGGACUUUUAUUACCAACAACAACCAUUACUUCUUACAGAUUUGCUUUCAAUAGUUAUUUCACGUGUUGAUCAUUCUAGAGUUGUUAAAAUGUUUGAAAAAUUGGAUUCUAUCCCAUUAAUAAUGAAUUAUCUUAAAGCCGUACAGCCUAAAAAUAUUGAGGCGGUAAAUGUUGCGAUUAAUAAUGUGUUUAUUGAAGAAGAAGAUUAUAAAUUAUUAAAGAAUUCUAUAGACAAUUAUGACAACUUUAAUCCUAUAAAGUUAGCAAAGCAUUUAGAAAAACAUGAUCUUAUGGAGUUUAGAAGAAUUGCAGCUUACUUGUACAGGAAAAACAAAAAAUGGAAACAUUCUAUAGAUUUGUCAAUUGUUGAUAAAUUUUAUUCUGAUGCAAUUGAAACAGCAAGUCAUAGUAGAGAAAUUGAUGUUGUAAAGGAUUUAUUAAAAUACUUUCAAGAUAUUGGUGCAAAUGAUUGUUUUGUUGCUAUGCUUUAUGCCGGCUACGAUCUUCUGCCUGUUGAUUAUGUAAUGGAUCUUACAUGGAGAGGUGGUUUUAUGGAUGUUACAAUGCCUUUUUUUAUCAAUUUUAUAUAUCAGCAAGAUCAAAAGAUUAAACGGCUAGAAAAAAUUAUCGAGAAGUAUGAGCUCAGCAAUUCUACCAAUGAUAAACCAGAGCUAUCAAAUCUCACUGCAGGGCUUUCCAAUCGUCUUAUUCUUGAUGCUUCUGCUUCUGAAUAUCAUAAUCGCACCUUGUCCCAAUCUCCUGAUUUCGGGGGAUUUCAGAUGAACAGUUUUAUACAUUAG